AAAAAGUUGUGCUUUUUCGCGUAAGAUUGUCAUCAUUGUAGAUUUGUCAUCAACACGGCAAGGUAAAACGGAAUAACGCAAACAAUACUUUAUUGAAUAUAUAUACAAAUAAUAAUAUCAUUAUAUAAUAACAGAAACGUCGAUUAAAAAUGUUUAAUUUUGGUGGAGGUACUAAUACUGGUGGUGGAUUUGGAGCACAACCAAACACUGGUGGUGGUGGAUUCGGAUCAACAGGAACAACAGGAGGUACUGGUUUUUCUUUUGGUACUGGUGGAAAUACAGGUGGUGGAUUUGGAGCACAACCAAACACUGGUGGUGGAGGUUUUGGAUCAACAGGAACAACCCAAAAUACAGGAUUUAGCUUUGGUUCUCAACCAUCGACAAAUACUGGUGGCUUUGGUGGAAUGAAUAAUAAUACAACUGGUGCUUUUGGUCAAAAUAAGCCUUUUGGUACAACUGGAGCUACAAAUACAGGUUUUGGCUUUGGUAAUACACAAACACAACCACAACAACCACAACAACAAGGUAAUACAUUUGGUGCAUCUGGUAAUCCUUUUGGUGGAACCACUGCAACUAACACUGGAUUUGGAGCACCAUCCACAAAUACAUUUGGAUCAACAGGAACAACCACAACAACAGGUGGCACAGGAUUUAGUUUUGGUUCUCAACCAAGUACAGGAACAACAGGUGCAUUUGGUGCAUCCAAUCCAUUUGGUGGGACUACUGGAACAACAACAGGUACAUUUGGUUCUACUCAACCAACAACAGGUACAGGCUUUUCAUUUGGAUCUCAACCAACACAAAACACUACUGGUGGAGGUUUAUUUGGAGCUCAACCAACACAAAAUACUGGAAUGGGAUUCGGAGCAACUAACACCACAGGUAUGGGUAUGGGAAAUACUGGUGGACCAAUUACUCCACAAUCUUUCCCAUCAUUUAAGCCAACUGAAGAAAACAAUACUACUACAAAUUCAAAGAUGAUAUACUAUUCGAUUACUAAAAUGGAUCCUUACAAGGAUAAAUCAUUUGAAGAAUGGAGAUGGUAUUUCACACUUGCAUCUCAAGGAAAAUUAACUCAAAAUCCAUUUUCUACUCCAACAACUGGUACCACAACUGGAGGAUUUGGACAAACAACUCAACCAUCUACAGGUUUCUCUUUUGGAAAUACUGGAACAACAACAACAACAACAAAUACUGGUUUUGGAACGACAGGAACUAUGGGAGGUGCUUCUAAUACUGGCUUUGGUUUUGGAACUCAACCUACCACACAAACAGGAUUUGGUACUACUACUAACACUGGAUUUGGUAAUACAACUACAGGUGGAUUCGGUUCUACAACAUCUGCAUUCGGUAAUAAGCCUGCCACAACUAGUACUGGCUUUAGUUUUGGAUCACAACCAACAACAGGAACCACUGGAGGAUUAGGCUUUGGAUCACAACCAACAACAGGAACUGCAAACACUGGUUUUGCAUUUGGAUCUAGUAAUACAGGAACAGCUAACACUACCACUGGAUUUGGUGCUUCUCAACCUUCUUCAGGAUUCAACUUUGGAGGUGGUUCUACAACUCUUGCACCUAUAGGAGGAACAACUAAUACAGGAACCACAGGCUCUGGCUUCAAUUUUGGUGGUUCAACACAACCAACAACUGGUGCAACUAAUACUGGUUCUGGUUUCAAUUUUGGUGGCUCAACACAACCAGCUCAAACAUCAAGUGGAUUUAAUUUUGGUACUGGUACAAGUGGAUUUGGUGCAACAACUGGUACAACAACUACAGCACCAUCUACUGGUUUUAACUUUGGUGGUGGUGGAUUGGGCGCAACUGGACCUGGUACUACAACUGGUAGUGGAUUUAAUUUUGGUACAACUGGAGGUAACACAACUGGUUCAUCUGGUUUCAAUUUUGGUGGCACUACUACUCAACCUCUUGGAGGAACAAGUGGUUUCAAUUUUGGUGGACCUACUGGUGUUGGACUUGGCAUGACAACAGGUUUUGGUGCUCAACCAACCAAUACCGGAUAUGGUGUUGCUCCAAUGGCUCUCCAAGAUCUUAAUAAUCUCUUGGCAGAUCCAUUUGGUACUAAUCCUCUUUUCCAACUUCAAAAGGAAGCACUCGAGCAAAGCUAUGCCCAAGAAGAAGAAUCUAGUGUUAUUUCAAAGUCUAUUCAAAAGACAUCAACUCAAGUUAGACCAAGAACUUUCAAAAAGAGCUCUAAUAGUACAUUGGUUGACAGAAUGUCUUUAAUUGCUUCUGAUACAGAACCUGUAACAUUGGACUUGCUUGAUAGUAAUUCAUUUACUUCUAAGGAAAAUGUUAAGGAAUUGACAAUUUCUUCUGCUGUUUUUGAUAAGAGAUCAAGUCAACAAUUGAAUCAACCAAGAUCUACUGGUACAACUAUAGAAAGAGAUGAUUCUCAAAAAACAAUUAGUAGUAAUGCUAUUAGACCAAAACCUCAAAAGGGUAAAGGUAUUUCUCUUGAUAUUGAACAAGCACCAAAGGAAACAACUGUUAAACCAAGCUAUUUACCAAAGUUAACAAAGGAAGGAUAUUACACCAAGCCAUCCUUUGAACAAAUGAAGCAAAUGUCUCAACACGACUUGCAAAAUUGUAAUGGAUUCACUGUAGGAAGAAAAGGAUAUGGUGAAGUUGAGUUCCUUGGAGUUACUGACUUGACUAAGAAUUUGGAUUUGGAUAAAAUUAUUUACGAGAUUGAAACUCAUCAUGUGGAGGUAUAUAGUAGCAAUGUAUACACAGAAAGGACCAAACCUCCAGUUGGAACUGAACUCAAUAAGCCAACCAUCAUUAAAUUGUUCAAUGUCCAUCCAAAGAACAAUGAUUACAAGCAAUUUGAAAGAAAGUUGAGAAAAGCCAAUGAAAAGUCUGGUAGUAGAUUUAUUGACUAUGAAACCGGACAAUGGACAUUCAAAGUUGAACACUUUACCAAGUAUGGUAUUUUUGACGACGAGGAAGAGGAAGAAAUUAUUGAAGAUGAGGAGGAAAAACAAGAACCAUUUCAAGUUGUGAAAAAAAUCAAUCUUGAUGAAAUUUCGGAUACUUCAGAAGAUGAAAUUGUUGAUGAGGAAGAAGUUAUGGAUAAUGAUGAGGAAGAAGGAGAAGAUGUUAUGCAAAUUGAAAGUCACAGAACAUUUCUUCCAAGACAACUUAAUUUAGAUCCAAGAAGAAUGUACAUUAUGCAAGCAAAUUUAAUGACUGAUGAUGAAGCUGCUGAUGAUAAUAAUAUCGAUUUUGAAGCUAUUAGACAAACUAAGAAACCAAGAUUUAAGGAAAUUUCUGAAUCAGAACCAACUUUAGCAUUUAUUAAAAAGGAUGCUCCAAUCCAACAACCAACAAUCAAACCAAGAAAGUAUAUCGACAGUACUCCAUCAAAUAUUGUUGGAGAUGCAGAGGCAGAGUCUGACAAGAGAGAUUCAUUGUUUUCAUUGAGUCGAUCAUUUAGAGUGGGAUUUUUACCUAAUGGCCAAUUUAUUGUACCUACUAUUGUAUUUAAUCCAAAAUCAAAAGUUUCCAAUAUUUCAGUGUCAGAGUUCUUUGUAAAAGAAGAUAAGCAAGUACCACAAAAUCAAGAUGAAGAAUAUCUUAAACUCAAAUAUGAAUCUAAGGUUCACUUGGAAAUUGAACACGUUGAAAGAGAUCCUACUGAUGUUCAUAUUUCUCUCAAGAAUAAUUCAUAUACAGCAUUAAUGGAAGGUCACGUUCAAAAAUGUGAAAAGAUAAUUAAUUCAGUUGAUCAUUAUCACUUCUCUGAUGCUACUAAACAAUUGAUUGUUAAUCGUGAAAAGUUUGAGUUGAGUGUAUGGAAGCUUGCUAAUUUACUUUUUGGUGAUGUUGAUAUGCUUGAUGGUAAUAAUUAUGCAACUGAUAUUGCUAGAAAGAGAAAUUUGAGUGCUUGGAUUCGUGAACAAAUUCCAAUUGAUGAAAUUAUCAAUAGAGCUAAUCCAAAACCAUUGGAAAAAAUUUACUUGUUGUUAUCUUCUGGAAGAAUUGCAGAAGCUGCUAGAGUUGCUCUCGAUAAUAAGGAUGUGAGACUUUCUUCAAUCAUUUCUCAAUCCUUCUCAAAUCCUUUCAUGCAAAAGGAUAUUCAAAAACAAAUUAAUUUAUGGAAACAAGCAAAAGCUAAUAUUGAAAAGGAUUUGAUCAAAAUUUAUGAACUCUUAGCAGGUAAUGUUUGUGAUACUUCUCUAACAUGGCUUCAAUGUUUGGGUUUGCAUUUGUGGUAUAAGAGUUCUCCAGAUACAACAAUUAGUGAAGUUUUCUCUAGUUAUACAAAUUAUUUUGAAACUUUUAGAGCCACUAAACCAUUUUUAUCAUCAUCUAGACAUUCAUCAGAGACACAUUAUGAUUUGAGGUAUCAUAUUUUAGGAAUGUAUUGUAAAAAAGAAAUACCAAUAAGUUCAUCUUUAGAACCAUCCACUUAUAUUGAUGAUAUUUUAGAUUGUCAACUUACAUGGCAUUUGUAUAAUGUAUUGAGACGUGUUACAAGUUGUGAUACUACUGGAUCAAUGUCACAUAUUAUCACUUGUAAUUAUGCUCUUCAAUUAGAACAAUCUGGGUAUCCACAAUAUGCCUUGUUUAUAUUGUGUCAUUGUGAUUUAAUGCCAAAUAUUUCAGAUGAUAUUAAUAGAGAAUUGAAUUACCAAGACAAAUCAAAUAGUCUUGUUUCUAAAUUCAAGAGAGAAAGACUCAUUGAUGUUAGAAAUAGAGCACUCAGAGAAAUUCUCUUUAGAAAUUAUCCUAUUCUCAUGUCUAAUGAAUCAGGAAUGAAAUUCAUCUCUCAAUUACAAAUUUCUCCUAAUUGGAUAUAUGAAGCUGCAGCUCUUUAUGCUAGAUAUACAUGUUCCUAUCAUUUAUUAUUUGAAAAUUUGUGUCUUUAUCAUAAUUAUAUUGAAGCUCACAAUGUUUUCCUAGAAUAUAUUCUAUCUGAUCUUUUACUUUGUAACAAGUAUGAAGAACUUUCUAAAUAUGUUCAAAAGCUUUAUAAUCAUCAAGAUUUGAUUCCAAAUUGGAGUAAGGGAGGUGAUAUUUUAUAUAGAUAUAUUUGUGUGAGAAAACAAUUUGAAGAUCUUGAAGCACAUGUUGAAGGAAAUUCAACAAUUUUCACCGAGUCAUCCAAUAUUAAAUCAACCUAUGAUGCAUUAUGUAGAUUGGAUAUUCAAAUUACAGAAUUAUUAGAUCUAGUUAAACAUUUAACUCUUUACACACUUGAACAUCGUGUAGCUGUUUCAGAUACAACUGUAAAGAUUACUAACAUGAUGGUUAAGGUUAAAUCCUUAUUGACGGUUUAUGAAGCUGAUACAGAUUAUAUUGGUAUGAUACAAGAAGAUAGAUCCAAUCAAAAGGAACAAUGUUUAUUUAACAUUGCAAGUGUUACACAAAAUAUUUACCUUACCAAUCAAAUUGAUCUUUUACAAACAUUAGCUCUUUCAACUACAUUUAAUUUACAAUAAAUUCAAUCAAUU
Naegleria gruberi is the source of this 5477-nucleotide messenger RNA. Its product is annotated as nucleoporin 98-96. The coding region runs from base 150 to 5465 and encodes 1771 amino acids. The transcript is spliced from 2 exons. The record is from RefSeq and is a predicted model, not a curated record. Lineage: Eukaryota; Heterolobosea; Eutetramitea; Acrasida; Naegleriidae. Gene Ontology annotation, cellular component: nuclear pore cytoplasmic filaments; nuclear pore. Gene Ontology annotation, biological process: post-transcriptional tethering of RNA polymerase II gene DNA at nuclear periphery; RNA export from nucleus; protein import into nucleus. Gene Ontology annotation, molecular function: structural constituent of nuclear pore.